This is a messenger RNA of Metarhizium brunneum ARSEF 3297, 657 nucleotides long. RefSeq lists its product as uncharacterized. Lineage: Eukaryota; Fungi; Ascomycota; Sordariomycetes; Hypocreales; Clavicipitaceae. The record is from RefSeq and is a predicted model, not a curated record.
AUGAUAUACCUUGCCGCGCUCGCCGUCCUCUCCACCCUAGCUGCUGCCAACCCCCUUCUUCGUCGCCAAGACCAGCAACGAGCGGACGAUGCUCUGACUCUUCGUGCCAACUUCUGUCUUCAUCUCGAUAAGCCAGAGUGUAAGGGGUUGUUUGAAAAGUGCAAGGCCGAGGGAAAAUAUGUCGAAGACUGUAUUCCGCAGCAUCACCCGACGUGUAUGCAGGAUGAAUCUUCACCUUGCUCAAAGGCUGCUGUGCAGUGCCUUGCCGACCAUAGUAAGGAGGAAGAGGCCUUUAAAGACUGCAUCUUGGAAAAGGUGAUGCCCGCGCCGGACACAGUUGACGAUGCCGACAACGAGCAAUCGGCCCCUAGUGGUUCCGGACAAGCUGAGCUUGCAUGCGAAUCGGCCAGUGUCGAUUUCCAAGACACUUGGGUGGACAAUAAAUGCGGUGGAACAACUGAUGCUGGCGAAACGACUGAUGCUGGCGAGAGUAAUAAUGUGGCUCUGGAAAACGAGCCAGCGGCUUGCAAGGAGGCAAGAGACGCUUUUGAUAAGGUCUGGGAUGCAAAUAACUGCGAGGCAGUACUAAAUGCCGCCCUUGGCACCCCGCAAGGCGAUUCAGAUCCAAAUGCCGUCUCUCUUGAUGAUAGUGAUUAG